CGGAAUUUUAUAGAAACAUCAUCUAAGCCCAAGGCCAAGCCCAUUCAUAUCUUUAAAACUAGGGUUUUCGUUGAAUCUAUGUUAUAAAACCCUGAAGCUCACAUAUUUCGCCGUUGGCCUCCAGAGCAUUGCAGAACCAAGAAAAUGGGUGAAGGUGCUGUGGUUCCCGAGUCAUUUUUGAAGAAGCAGAAGAGAAGUGAAGAGUGGGCUCUUGCAAAGAAGCAACAACUCGAAGCAACUAAGAAGAAGAAUGCCGAGAAUAGGAAGUUGAUCUUUAACCGUGCUAAGUUGUAUGCUAAGGAGUAUGAUGAGCAGCAAAAGGAGUUGAUCCGCCUGAAGCGUGAGGCACGUCUUAAGGGUGGAUUCUAUGUUAGUCCAGAGGCCAAGCUCUUGUUUAUCAUCAGGAUUCGUGGUAUUAAUGCUAUUGACCCAAAGACCAAGAAGAUCCUCCAACUUCUUCGACUGAGGCAGAUAUUUAAUGGUGUAUUUUUGAAAGUGAACAAAGCCACACUAAACAUGUUGCGACGAGUGGAGCCAUAUGUGACAUAUGGAUACCCUAACCUGAAAAGUGUGAAGGAAUUGAUUUACAAAAGGGGCCAUGGUAAACUUAAAGGCCAAAGGAUUGCAUUGACAGACAAUUCUAUUGUCGAGCAGGCUUUAGGCAAGUUUGGCAUCAUCUGUGUUGAAGAUUUGAUCCACGAAAUCAUGACAGUCGGGCCUCACUUUAAGGAAGCCAACAAUUUCUUGUGGCCAUUCCAGCUCAAGGCACCAUUAGGUGGUCUUAAAAAGAAGAGGAACCACUAUGUUGAAGGUGGUGAUGCUGGAAAUCGUGAGGAUUUCGUUAAUGAGCUUAUUAGAAGGAUGAACUAGGUUCACCAUAGUAUCCCCAUGUUCAUUAGUUAUAAUAUGAAUGCUCUGUUUAUUUGUACUCUGACAUUGUACUUGAGCUUGUUUUGAGGUUAGACGGAAAUUACCCUGAUGUUUUGCAGCAGUUAUUGAAAUUUUCUCGAGAACUUGGAUAUUGUUUGUGUUCUGAAUAUUUUGUUGAAUGCCAUAUUUGACAAGUAUGCUCAAAUGUAUCUUUAUUAAUUUAUGUUUCUUUAAA
Messenger RNA from Daucus carota subsp. sativus, 1105 nucleotides. Its product is annotated as large ribosomal subunit protein uL30w. Gene Ontology annotation, biological process: maturation of LSU-rRNA from tricistronic rRNA transcript (SSU-rRNA, 5.8S rRNA, LSU-rRNA). Gene Ontology annotation, molecular function: RNA binding; structural constituent of ribosome. Gene Ontology annotation, cellular component: cytosolic large ribosomal subunit. The record is from RefSeq and is a predicted model, not a curated record. Bases 145 to 870 code for a protein of 241 amino acids. The transcript is spliced from 7 exons. NCBI's taxonomy places the organism in Eukaryota, Viridiplantae, Streptophyta, Magnoliopsida, Apiales, Apiaceae.